AUGGAUGAUGCAGAAUUAAAUGCCAUAAGACAAGCUAGGCUAGCUGAAUUACAAAAGAAUGCAUCUGGGGGACUGUCAAGUCCAGGUCCUCAACAACAGCAACAAGCAUCAGCAUCAAAUGAUAUGACACAGGCGAUACUAUCCAGAGUUCUAGAAACGGAAGCCAGAGAAAGAUUGAGUAGAGUUAGAAUAGUUAGACCUGAUAGAGCACAAGCGGUAGAAUCAUAUAUCUUAAAGUUGUAUUCGAUGGGUCAAAUCAAUAGAAAAUUAAGUGAAAAGGAUGUUGUUGAGAUUCUAGAUGGUAUAAGUAGGGAUAGUCAACAAAAGCAAUCAUCAAAGAUUGUUUACGAUAGAAAGCAAACCUUGGAUGAUGAUGAUGAAGAUGAUUUCUUCGAUUAA
Messenger RNA from Lodderomyces pseudojiufengensis, 399 nucleotides. RefSeq lists its product as uncharacterized. The coding region runs from base 1 to 399 and encodes 132 amino acids. NCBI's taxonomy places the organism in Eukaryota, Fungi, Ascomycota, Pichiomycetes, Serinales, Debaryomycetaceae. The record is from RefSeq and is a predicted model, not a curated record. Gene Ontology annotation, molecular function: DNA binding. Gene Ontology annotation, cellular component: cytosol; nucleus. The transcript has a single exon.